AUGUCGGGUCUCCAGCGUCGACGCGUCAACAAAUCUGACUCAAACCAUUCACCAGAUGUCAGCAACGAAAAUCAAGAAAACCGGUCUGGCUCGUUAGAAGAGGAGGAAGAAGGCCAAACAAGAAGAAUCGCUUAUGAUCCAGAAGAAGUGAUGCUGAAAAAUAACGUUAAGGUUCCGAAACUAACGCUGAUGGAAGAAGUCUUGCUGAUGGGAUUGAAGGAUAAAGAAGGUUAUCUUUCUUUUUGGAACGACAACAUUUCAUAUGCUCUUCGUGGAUGCAUUCUCAUUGAACUAGCACUCAGAGGCAAAAUUCAGGUUGUGAACGAUCCGGCCAGAAAAAGGUUUGACAUUUCUGAACGACUUGUGGAGGUUAUCAACGGGACCAAGACAGGAGAAGUGCUGCUAGACGAGGCGUUAAACUUGAUGAAAAAAGAUGAGCCAUUAACAAUAGCUAACUGGAUCGAUCUGCUAAGCGGCGAGACCUGGAAUUUCAUGAAGAUCAGCUACCAGCUCAAACAAGUGCGUGAGCGUCUUGCCAAAGGACUUGUCGAUAAAGGUGUUCUGAGAACGGAAUUGAAGAACUUUUUCCUCUUUGAUAUGCCCACACAUCCAGUUGUAGAUAACAGCUGCAAAGAAUCGAUAAAGCGCAGAAUACUUUCAGUGCUCGUUUCGAGAAGCGUGCAACUCAAUUUCAACGAUUAUUUCACUGAAUCGAUUUCGUUCAAACUUAUAAGAACUCUGUCAUUGAUUUGUGGAGCGCACGGUGCCAAUGUUUUGGAAAACGUUCUUUCGAGUCUGGACUACGAGAAAAGGGACCGUGCUUUCACUCGUGCUGACGAAAUUUUGGCUCAAUUUUCGCAAUUUCCUUUUGCUCUUGACAAGCAAACGGAAACGGGUAUCGCAGUUAACUUGAACAGUGACGUACAAGAAGAGGUAGCAGAGUAUCCGGACGCACAGCUACAGCUCGAGGUAGUUGCAGGCGUUUUUGAAGUUUUCUCGAGAAUGGACACUCUAUUGUAG
Lachancea lanzarotensis is the source of this 1020-nucleotide messenger RNA. RefSeq names its product LALA0S01e15808g1_1 (gene VPS74). Gene Ontology annotation, cellular component: trans-Golgi network; cytosol; Golgi cisterna. Bases 1 to 1020 code for a protein of 339 amino acids. NCBI's taxonomy places the organism in Eukaryota, Fungi, Ascomycota, Saccharomycetes, Saccharomycetales, Saccharomycetaceae. Gene Ontology annotation, molecular function: phosphatidylinositol-4-phosphate binding. Gene Ontology annotation, biological process: Golgi organization; Golgi vesicle budding; retrograde vesicle-mediated transport, Golgi to endoplasmic reticulum. The transcript has a single exon. The record is from RefSeq and is a predicted model, not a curated record.